Funneliformis geosporum is the source of this 319-nucleotide messenger RNA. Lineage: Eukaryota; Fungi; Glomeromycota; Glomeromycetes; Glomerales; Glomeraceae. The record is from the annotation of a GenBank genome assembly.
AUAUAAACCAAGAAUUUGAGGAAAUAGGUGAGAAAAUUAAAGCAAAAGAAAAUCAGUUAAAAGAUACUCCACCUAAAAAUACAAAAAAAAUUAAAGAAUUAGAAAAUGAAAUAGGAGAUGCAACAAAAGGACUUAAAAAAGCACAAAAAAUUAAAGCAGGCGAAGUUGCUAAUCUCCAAAAAAAUGAGCAAGAACGAGUUAAAGAUUUAGAAAAAAAAACUAAACAGCAAACUGCUGAAUUAACUUAUCAAAAAGAAUACUCACAAGACCAAAAAAAAAAAUAUCUCUGGGAAAUUGGAAUAAAAAAUAAAACAAUAAA